Molecule: messenger RNA, 1977 nt
Organism: Pelobates fuscus (common spadefoot toad)
Lineage: Eukaryota; Metazoa; Chordata; Amphibia; Anura; Pelobatidae
Gene: IGSF5
Product: immunoglobulin superfamily member 5
Exons: 9
Coding region: 267-1328 (353 amino acids)
Biological process (GO): cell-cell adhesion
Cellular component (GO): bicellular tight junction; cell surface
Source: RefSeq, a predicted model, not a curated record
UGGAAAUCUUUCACUCCCCCUGCCUGGGCAGAGGCUUCUUGUAAAGACACUUUAAAGACAAUCCCUUAUGUCCCUUAUAUCUCCAGAGCAGCUACAGUUGGGAUCCUGGACCAUUUAUUUUCUACGGGGAAGCAUUUAUUGUUUUUUUAUUGUCUUCAUUUUUCUAUGACUACAAAUCCCAAAGUGGGAUCAAGGAUUCCUUUCUCUGCCUGAAAACACUGGGGGUGAAGCACAUUUGAAAGAAAGGCUGGACUAGACGCAAGCUGAUGGACGGAGGCGGACGAUCCUUUGUUUUACAUAUAGUGGUGCUGUGCUUGACACAAUGUUACAACUCACAUGCAGACAUUCUACAAGGCCCCAGUAAUGUCACCGUGCUUGCUGGUUCCAACGCCAGCUUUGUGUGCACUGUUGACAAAGGGUGGCAAAGUCUAACCUGGUUUAUUAAUGGCAUUUUCUCUGUCAGUAUAACGCCGACUUCGGGGACUGUCGUGCAAAACCCACAAAUCACAGUGACCAACAGCACAAACACUGGGAAUGAAGCCUUCACCUCUCAAAUUACAAUUAUCAAUGUUUCCUAUUCUAACUCAGGAAUGAUCCAGUGCAACGUUUUAGAGGUUGUUCCAAAAGAUGCAUAUCUUACAGUGCAAGUCGAUGGUUCGUUGAAAAUAACCAAUGGCAGUAUUACCACAACACCAAACUCUACUGUAUACCUUGCUUGCGAAUUCUUAAACUGGUUCCCAGUUCCUCUUAUUACAUGGCAAUUAAACAAUACGGACGUUAGCAAUUCACAAUAUAUCACUGACUUUGUUAGGGGAAGCGAUAAUCUGGUCAGUGGAACAAGCAUGUUGAGGAUAACUGCUCAAGACAAUGUUAUUGUGACUUGCUUAGCCAACAUAGACAAACUCCCCGCACCCAAGUCUACAUCCGUGGAUCUUACAAUAAAGGAAAGCACCUCCGGUGGAUCAAUGGAUAAAACGACAAUUAUAAUUAUCGCAGUCACCGUGUCACUCGGUUGUUUGCUCAUUUUGAUUAUCAUCAUUGUGACCAUUGUAUGCUGCCGCAAAAAGAAAAAAAGAGAACCAAGCUAUGGUGACAGGUGGAAGACCUCACAGCAAAAUAGUGAAUAUUUGAGAAGAAUGGAGGACAGAGGUUUUGGUGAAAACAAUUCUGCCUAUACACCAGAACCUUCACCGUUACCAGACAAUUCGUUUAUUGAAUCUAAUGGUUACUCUGAGAUCAUUUCUAACAGAAUUCCUCAAUCACAGGUUUCUGUAAGUGGGGAUUCGGAUACACAAAGCAGAAAGAUACGACAUUUAACACUUGUCUAAAUGUCCUCAUUCAGAAAUAUUGUGACUAAAAUGAAGAAAAGAUACCCAUCCAUACAUCAUGAACCAAUAUUUACUCAACACGUUAUUUUUCAAAUAUGAACAAACUCAAAAAAAUUGGAUUUCAAUUCUAGGGGAGAAUUGAUUUCAAUUGGUAUGGAAUGUUUACAUAUCACAAGAAACAAGCUUUUGUAUUUAUUUUUUAUUAAUGCUACCAGUCUAGAUAUGAUAGCAUUGAGAUGAUAUAUUUUAAUGAAUGGCACAUUUUCAAGGCAUGGAAGCUGAACUUAAAAACAAACCCACUCACCAAUAUUUAAACUAAUAUAUUACCACACAACAAAAAAACAGUGAAUCACUUCUUUCACAGCACUUUGUUUCUAUGUUUCUAUACAAAGAACAAGAAGUCAUGAAGAAUUUGAGAAAGAAGAUUUCACCUAGUGAAAAGGAAAGGGUUAGUUACAAUAAGAAGAAGAAAGCUUCAGAAUCAUCUGCCCAGAUAUUUACUAAAGUGAGAAUUCAAUGUGAAUUUUAAGGUGAAUUUUCAAUUUAAAGUCAGAGUAGCUGAGCUGAAAGCAUAGCUGUCUUAGAAUAUGUUUCCAUUUCUGCUUUUAUACUAAUUAGAAUUAGCUCUAAAAUUGGUCUAGGUCUUCAC